Messenger RNA from Camelina sativa (false flax), 1255 nucleotides. RefSeq names its product OVARIAN TUMOR DOMAIN-containing deubiquitinating enzyme 5. Gene Ontology annotation, biological process: protein deubiquitination. Gene Ontology annotation, molecular function: cysteine-type deubiquitinase activity. Lineage: Eukaryota; Viridiplantae; Streptophyta; Magnoliopsida; Brassicales; Brassicaceae. The record is from RefSeq and is a predicted model, not a curated record.
GUUUUUUUUUUAGUUUUAAUGCUUUUGUCGCCUGAGAACCGUAAACCCUAAAUUACACUAAGCUUCUUGAUUCUUCUCUUCCUACGAUCAAAAGGCUUCUCAUAUGGCAGACAGUAAUACAUCUGGAGAUAAUGUAUCCGAAGAAACACCCUUGGAUGCUUCGCAUGAAACUGUUGAUGAGAUGCUUGCUCGGCACAGGCAAGAAAUAAAACAACUACAGAACAAGGAGACAGAGCUGAAAAAGGCAGCUGCUAAAGGAAGCAAAGCUGAACAAAAGGCUAAGAAGAAGCAAGUCGAAGAAGACAUAUCGAAGCUCUCCACAAAGCUCAAGGAGAAACAGUUGAAAGAGCUCGGCUCACAAGGUUUUAGCAGCAGCAGCAGCAGUAGCAGCAUUGCCAAGGACGAAACUAGUGAGAAAAAAGGAGACAUGGACACUCUAGUGAGAGCUAUUGCCGGAGUCUCAGUCACUGCUCAACAAGAGCACUCAAAGCCCAGCAAGAGCGUGAAGAGGCGCGAGAAACGGGCUAAAGAAGAAGCAGACAGAGAGCAGAGAAUCAAAGAGGAGCAAAGCCAUGUAACAAGUGAUCGUAUGAUUGAGAACCAAAAGCUUGAGAAGAAGCUCAAACCAUUGGGACUAACGAUCAGUGAGAUAAAACCAGACGGGCAUUGCCUUUACCGGGCUGUUGAGAAUCAGCUUGCCACUCGCUCAGGCGGUGCAUCUCCCUACUCUUACCAGAAGCUAAGAGAAAUGGCUGCUUCCUACAUGAGAGACCACAAACCCGAUUUUCUCCCGUUUUUCUUGUCAGAAACUGUGUCUGAGUCCGAGGGAUCUGCUGAAGAGCGGUUUGAGAAAUACUGCAGAGAAGUCGAGUCAACCGCGGCUUGGGGAGGGCAGUUGGAGCUUGGAGCGUUAACACAUUGUUUGAGGAAACACAUAAUGGUGUUUUCCGGAUCGUUUCCAGAUGUUGUAAUGGGCAAAGAGUAUAAAUCCAGUGAUGACUCGAGUCUGAUGUUAUCGUAUCACAGGCAUGCUUUUGGUCUCGGGGAGCAUUACAACUCCGUCGUGCCCAUCCCCAACAUCACGGGAUGAUGGACUUUUUUUAUCUCAAGCUUUUAAGAAAAAUACUUUUGUAUCAAAAGUUUUACUGAAAAUUCAUUCUUCGUUAAGUGUUUGUUGGAUUUGAGAAAAACAAUCUGUAACUGGAAGUUUUCCUUUGGUACAAGGGCGAAGCAUAAUCUAUUAUCUUCUACACUA